Messenger RNA from Dryobates pubescens (Downy woodpecker), 651 nucleotides. RefSeq names its product family with sequence similarity 167 member B (gene FAM167B). Bases 20 to 574 code for a protein of 184 amino acids. The record is from RefSeq and is a predicted model, not a curated record. The transcript has 2 exons. Lineage: Eukaryota; Metazoa; Chordata; Aves; Piciformes; Picidae.
GACUCAGGUGGGUGCCAUCAUGGCCUUCAGCCAGCUGAAGUUCAAGGAGCUGGGUGAGGAGGAGCCCAGCUGGGAGGAGGAGAGCAUGGACAGCGUGAAGGCUUUGACGGCCAAGCUGAAGCUCCAGACGCGGAGACCUUCCUACCUGGAGUGGGAGGCUCGGGUGCGGGGCCAGCCCUGGCGCAACCGGACCUCUGGGGGGGCACCGGGGGCAGAGCUGGCGUCUGAGCACCCCAAGGAUGAGCAGGAUGGAGGGGUCUGUGGUUUUGCCACUAUGGAGGCAGCUCUGGAGUGGCUCAGGAUGGAGCUGCGGGAGAUGCAGGCCCUGGACCAGCGCCUGGCGCAGCAGCUGAUGCGCCUGCGGGCACAGCUGCACCGGCUGAAGGUGGAGCAGGCCUGCCACCAGCACAAGGAGAUGCUGGACGACGCCACCUUCGGCCUGGAGGGCUGCGAGGAAGACUCCGACCUGCUCUGCAACAUCCCCCCCAAGGCUGCCUUCCUGCUCUCCAUGCCCCUCAAGCACAUCGGUGUCACCCGCAUGAACAUCAACUCCCGGCGCUUCUCCCUCUGCUGAGCCCGGCUGGCAGCCUGCUGGGCACCCGUGGGUGCCUCUGGACCCGGCAGGGCUCGAGGAGCCCUCCCACGACGCCC